Molecule: messenger RNA, 600 nt
Organism: Cladocopium goreaui
Lineage: Eukaryota; Dinophyceae; Suessiales; Symbiodiniaceae
Source: the annotation of a GenBank genome assembly
AUGCAAAGCAAUGGUUCAACGUCAUCCAAGAUCCAGCCCUGGUGUUCUGACAAAAUUGGCCGCAACGACUGCUGGGCCAAGGAGCAGUUGAAGGGUUCCGCACUCAGAACCACCUGGGCUUUCAGCGCCAUCAAUGAAACUGCGGCUGAUGAAUUGAAGGGAGUGCAAAGCGGUCUUCAAUGUGCUUCAUGUUUGCAGCUCAGCCAGAGACGCACCCAGAAAAAUAGACCCCGCGGCUUCGUGUGGUUUGCCGUUUUCGACAAUGUGAAGUAUUUGACCACCCUGGAGAAGUUCAUAGAGCCCCUAUACUCGGGAACCCCGGCCCAGAUCAUUGAGACCUUGCCGGCGCUGUUGAACUCGGUCACGAUGAUCCACACCAUCGCCAGAUACUACAACACGUCAGAGCGGAUUACCAAUCUCUUCUCCAAGAUCACCAAUCAGAUGAUCCACAAUUGCAGGACCUGCAUCAUCGGGGAUUGUGAAGACGCAUCGCAGUUGUGGGAGAUCUCACCACCAGAGUUGAUCAAAAACUUGGAGGUUUGUUUGAAGCUCAACGUAGCGCCGGAUGCUCAGAAUCCUGGAGCCUUACAGCUUUCGUGA